Lactuca virosa is the source of this 1182-nucleotide messenger RNA. NCBI's taxonomy places the organism in Eukaryota, Viridiplantae, Streptophyta, Magnoliopsida, Asterales, Asteraceae. The record is from the annotation of a GenBank genome assembly.
AUGCUAUCAGUACUGAAGUUUCAUCUCCUUCCAAAAAUUCAGGAUUACACAAUGUCAGAUUAUCUAUGCCAAGAGUUGAUAAUUGCAAUGUUCACAAGACUGCCGCCCAAAUCCCUCCUCCGGUUUAGAUCACUCUCCAAAUCAUGGUAUUCUUGUAUUUCUAGUCCCUCUUUCAUCCGCAUGCACGGUUCUCGAUCCACACAAAAACUCCUCCUCAGACAUCAUCUUCGUUAUGGCGUUGAAUACUUCCAUACAUUAUUGUCAGAUGACUUUUAUACAUUACAUUCAGAAGACCAGUUGCCAUUGUGCCCCACAGAAGGAUACAAUGGUAUAACAGCAGUCCAGUUUCCAUGUAGCAGAGCUUUCAUAAUUGUUGGUUCAUGUGAUGGAAUAUUCUGUUUGAGUGAGCAUAAGAAGGGAAUUAGUCUAUGGAACCCUUCAAUAAGGCGCAAAAAAAGCCUGCCUGAUUGUCCACGGAGACCUAGAGGCCCUUUGGAAGGGUUUGGGCUUGCGCUUGGGUUUGGUUUCGACCCAAUCAGUGAUGAUUACAAUAUUGUCCAGAUAUCAUACGCCAGAGAAAGUUCAUAUUUUUAUUCACUAAAGACAGGCAGUUGGUGUGCGAUAGCCUCCCCUACACCUUUUUUUUCUGAAGUAAGGAGAGGCAUUUGGGGGUCAUGUUUUGUGAAUGGAGCUUUGCAUUGGGUGGUUGAUCGUUAUCAUACAGAAUCACAUCACAGUGAGAUUCCUUGUAUAAUGACAUUCGAUUUGAGCACUCAUGUUUUUGGCAUGAUUCCAUUGCCUGAACCCUUUCGGAGAUUGACAAGACUAACAACCUUCCAAGGUUCUCUAGCAAUGAUUUCUGGGUAUGAUGAUAACAGUUACUAUAGUGAUUGUUGGAUUUGGGUGAGGAGAGAUGAUUCUUGGUCUGUCGUUUAUAAAUCGAAAGAAAAUCAGUUUAAAGGAGGAUCAAUUAUGGGAGUUUUGCAACCGACCAUCAAUAGAGAUUUUUUGCUUUCCGCUAUGAAUGAUCAGGGGAUGGAAGUUUAUCUUAUUAAGAUGGGGACACAAUCAAGACUAGUGGAAUUCCAUGCUGCUUCUUUCAUAUCCGAGAUUGUUCAGUGUGUCGAAAGCCUUCAUUUGUUAGAAAACGCAUGCGAAGCAAAUCAACUAUUGGUUUCUUGA